This is a messenger RNA of Agelaius phoeniceus (red-winged blackbird), 1251 nucleotides long. Its product is annotated as transcription factor SOX-17-like. NCBI's taxonomy places the organism in Eukaryota, Metazoa, Chordata, Aves, Passeriformes, Icteridae. Gene Ontology annotation, molecular function: RNA polymerase II cis-regulatory region sequence-specific DNA binding; DNA-binding transcription activator activity, RNA polymerase II-specific. The record is from RefSeq and is a predicted model, not a curated record. Gene Ontology annotation, cellular component: nucleus. Gene Ontology annotation, biological process: vasculogenesis; positive regulation of transcription by RNA polymerase II; negative regulation of canonical Wnt signaling pathway.
AUGAGUAGCCCCGAUGCGGGCUACGCCAGCAGCGACGACCAGGUGCAGGGGCGGUGCUCGCUGCCCAUCAUGAUGCCGGCCAUGUGUCCGUGGGCGGCAGAGGCGCUGAGCCCGCUGGGCGAGGCGAAGGCGAAGGGCGGCGCGGCGGCGUCGGGGCCGUCGGGCGGCCGGAGCAAGGGCGAGGCGCGGAUCCGGCGUCCCAUGAACGCCUUCAUGGUGUGGGCGAAGGACGAGCGCAAGCGGCUGGCGCAGCAGAACCCGGACCUGCACAACGCCGAGCUCAGCAAGAUGCUGGGUAAAUCGUGGAAGGCGCUGUCGCUGGCGGAGAAGCGUCCGUUCGUGGAGGAGGCGGAGCGGCUGCGGGUGCAGCACAUGCAGGACCACCCGAACUACAAGUACCGGCCGCGGCGGCGGAAGCAGGUGAAGCGCCUGAAGCGGGUGGAGAGCGGCUUCCUGCAGCACGGCCUGGCCGAGGCGGCGGCGGCGGCGGCGGGGCCCGGGCUGGGCAGCGAGGUGUCCGGCGGCGGCGGCGGCAGGAUGUGCGUGGAGGGCCUGGGACUGGCGUACGGCGAGCAGGGCUACGCGGCGGCGGCGGCGGCGGGCGCGGGCCACUACCGGGACUGUCCGCCGCUGGGCGCCGCGUUCGACGGCUACGGCCUGCCGACGCCGGACCCGUCGCCGCUGGACGCGGCGGAGAGCGAGGCGUCCUUCUUCGCGGCGGGGCUGCAGGAGGAGUGCGCGCUGGUGCCCUACGGCUACGGCCCGCACCCGGCGGCCGCCGAGUACCCGGCGGCGGCAGCAGCCGCAGCAGCAGCGGCGUCCGAGAGCCCGUCGGGCGCGUCGCUGCGGCGGCACCUGGCGCCCGGGGAGGCGCUGGGCGCGGGCGGGUCGCUGCAGGGGCUGCUGGGCUGCCCGGCGCCGCUGCACGCCUACUACGGGCAGUGCCAGCCGCCGGGAGCGGGGCGCGGCCCGCCGCUGCCGCCGGGCGCCGUGGGGCAGCCGUCGCCGCCGCCGGAGUCGGCGCCGUGCCGGGAGCAGCUGGAGCAGCUGCGGCCGGAGGAGCUGCUGGGCGAGGUGGACCGCACGGAGUUCGAGCAGUACCUGCGCUUCGCCUGCAAGCCCGAGCUGGGGCUGCCCUACGGCGGCCACGAGGCGGCCGCGCUGUCGGCGCCCGAGGCCGCGGCUCCCAUCUCGUCGGCCGUGUCGGACGCCAGCAGCGCCGUCUACUACUGCGGCUACCCCGACUUGUGA